Molecule: messenger RNA, 730 nt
Organism: Aplysia californica (California sea hare)
Lineage: Eukaryota; Metazoa; Mollusca; Gastropoda; Aplysiida; Aplysiidae
Source: RefSeq, a predicted model, not a curated record
GCGAAUGUGCAAGUAAACAAAGUAAGUGUCCCAGAGCUAAAACCAGAAGUGAAGUGUGUACUCUUCCAACUUUGCUCCGAAGAAAGAGCUUUCACAUUCACAUAAUUAAGGUUUGAAAAUCUCAUAUAUAUACAUAUAAAACCAUGCCAGCCCCUCCCGACCUUCUUGCCCAUGUGGGGAACAUGACAGGCGCGGUCCACUACUUCACGGGCCACUCUUCGCCCCACCGUUCCCUCUGGAGCCUGAUCCAGGGCAAUGUGAACAGCAUCGUGUCGCAGUCCGUGUCCAAGGCCAGCUACCACCUCAGCUCCGCCACCAAGCUCAUGGGAGGCUUCAGGAGGCGACUGCAGGAGCAUCUUCAAGAGAGACUGGCCAAAGUUUUGUACCAGCCCAACGUCAAUAAUUCUGCAGAGAUUCACCAUGAUGUGGAACUGGUGGUGGAUGAGUCUAUGCAGGAUGUGAACAUGACGAAGAACUCCACGUUCAGGGAGGAUCUGGUGAGAGAGCUGGACUCUGACAUUGAAGUGAAUGCUUUCAACACAGCGUUCUUAGAGUCAGCUGGAGACAGUGGGCACUCCCAGGACAAUCUGGACUUCUUCCACAAGAUGCCCAUCAAAGACGAGACGCUGUUUGUCGUUCUGGUGUGCAUGGGAGUCAUCAUUCCCAUCAUCCUCAUCACUCUCUUUGCCAUCUUCUUUUACAAGAGGAGAAGAAAUAACAAGGAAAGAAG